This is a messenger RNA of Trichoderma citrinoviride, 537 nucleotides long. RefSeq lists its product as hypothetical. Bases 1 to 537 code for a protein of 178 amino acids. The transcript is spliced from 4 exons. The record is from RefSeq and is a predicted model, not a curated record. Lineage: Eukaryota; Fungi; Ascomycota; Sordariomycetes; Hypocreales; Hypocreaceae.
AUGCCUGCCUGGUUCCCCGACCCCAGACGCAUCGUCACCGGCCACAACGAGCAGGGCAAGGCCGUCGUCGUGGCCGACGGGCCGGUGCCCUGCCUGCCGACGCCCCUGGGCGCCAACUUCGCCGUGCUGUACGAGACGCACGAGUUCCCGGCGUCCAAUGACGAAUGGGUCGACCCGACCCAGGUCCGGACAAAGGACCUGGCGAAUGGCAAGGGCGUCGUCCUCCGGGUUGUCGACAUCCCGCCGAAUGUGGAGAAGGCAGGGAUGAUGUUCCAUCGAACCGAGUCGCUGGAUUUCGGCAUCUUGUUCAGCGGGGAACUGAUUUGUCACCUUGACGACGAUGUUGAGAUUCACAUGAAGCCAGGCGACGUCUGCGUUCAGCGCGGCACAAUACACGGAUGGACCAACAACACAGACAAGCCUGCGCGAAUCUACUUUAUCCUAUCCGCUGCCAAACCCGUCACUAUCAAUGGACAAUCAUUGACGGCCGAGGGAUAUUCCAAGGAAGAUGUCCAGUCUGGAGGCCAUUCGAACUAG